Messenger RNA from Penicillium oxalicum, 2169 nucleotides. RefSeq names its product glycoside hydrolase family 154 protein. The transcript has 3 exons. NCBI's taxonomy places the organism in Eukaryota, Fungi, Ascomycota, Eurotiomycetes, Eurotiales, Aspergillaceae. Bases 1 to 2169 code for a protein of 722 amino acids. The record is from RefSeq and is a predicted model, not a curated record.
AUGCCACCUCUUCGUGGGUUUUCCGACAAUCCGUUUCGCACAAGGGAUGAUCUGACUGGUGCCAUUGUGGCAUUAUUGCGUCCUCUGAUUCCACACUUCUCGUCCUCAUGCGCCUGCGUCCGCAUUCCGGUCUCUACUGCUGCGCAUUUUGAUGAAGGAGCAGCGCAGCUGGAGGGAUUUGUGAGGCCACUAUGGGGGGUGGCUUCUUUACUACAGCUGCAAGCGCAUCUUGAAAGGCAAGCCACUGCUUCGAAGAUUUCGUAUGAUACCAUCGAAGAAGUGGUGAGGCCUUGGAUCCAGGGCUUCGCGACCGGGACAGAUCCCAAUCAUCCAGACUAUUGGGGACCCAUUUCUGAGACUGAUCAUCAACGUAUGGUUGAGGCUGAAGUGAUCAGCUAUGCACUUCUAUCAGCACCGGACAGGCUGUUUCAUAGUCGCGACGAGGUAACAAGACGAAACAUCGUGAACUGGCUUCGUGGCAUCAACGGACAACCAAUGCCUAACAAUAAUUGGCGAUGGUUCCGAGUAUUCGUUAACUUGGCACUGGUCAAAGUCUGCGGGGUGUCAAUUGCUGAAGUAUCAGACGAAAUGGAAGCCGACCUCCGCAUUCUUGAUUCACUCUAUCUCUGCGACGGCUGGUCCGGUGAUGGGCCAUGGCUCACAACCGAAGAAGAAGAGAAAGAAGCAGAAGAUUUCGAGCGGACCCGACGACGAGACGCGAUUGGAAAAGGUCGACAAGUCGAUUACUAUUCGGGUAGUUUUGCGAUUCAAUUCAGCCAGCUUCUCUACGUGAAAUACGCGGCAGAUCUUGAUCCUAAACGAGCAGAACGAUAUCAACAACAGGCCCGAGACUUUGGCUCCUCCUUUUGGAGGUACUUUGAUGCAGAGGGCGCUGCCAUUCCUUUCGGUCGCUCUCUCACAUACAGAUUCUCAUGUGGAGCUUUCUUCGCCGCACUCGCCGUCUCUGGCAUCCCGGAUAUGCCCUGGCCGUUGUCCAGCCCUGGACAAAUCAAGGGGUUUCUUUUGCGACACUUGCGAUGGUGGGCGGCGCGAUCAAGCGAUAUCUUCCACCCCGAUGGAACCCUGAACAUCGGAUGGCUGUAUCCGAACAUGUACAUGUGUGAAGAUUACAACUCACCCCAGUCCCCGUAUUGGUGCUUGAAAACAUUGAUCGCGAUUUCGCUAUCGACCGAGGAUAGUUUCUGGGCCUCCGAAGAGGAGCCUUAUCCUUCAUGCUUUGCACCACAGCUCGUGCCCGCGCCUCGACAAAUUGUCAGCAAUCAUCCAGCAGGGAACCACCACUUCUGUCUGUCUCCGGCGCAAUUUGUUGCCUGGCCGAUGAAGGCUACUCAGGCCAAGUAUUCUAAGUUUGAGUACUCUUCGGCCUUUGCGUUCUCAGUUCCAACCGGACCUUUAAUCCAGCAAAUGGCGCCCGACUGCACCCUCGCACUCAGUAGAGAUGGUGCUGAAACCUGGGCGGUCAAGUGGAAAUGCUCCGAGCCCAGCUUUGGAUCGGUCUCCGUCAGGGCAGAUGGCCAACUUUCGAAAUAUCAAUCUGUAACAGUGCGGUGGUAUCCGUGGAGUGAUAAGCAGGUCGAAGUCUCGACUACUCUUGUUCCACCCACAGAUCGGUGGCCGGAUUGGCACGUUCGUGUGCAUCGUGUGCGGGUCAAUUCUGCUCUACGCAGCCUGCAUACUGUAGAGGGCGGUUUCGCCUCGCCAGGGCGACGCUUUUCUGAUGGCUCUCGACUACCAGAACUGGCAAACGUGGCUGCGGAUUCGGAAAUUGGUUCAACCGAAGGUGUAUUGGCGACGCACGACUCUGUCUUGAUGAUGUCUAUGGCAGGAGCAAGUGGUCUCGCACUUGACCCGAGCGCUGAGUCGGCCGAGUGUACAACAACACCCCAUGCACUGAAACCAGACUCAAAUACAAACCUGGCAUAUCAAAGAACACUGAUUCCCGCCAUAGCGCGCGAUUUUGAACGCGACAUCACUGCAGGCGAGGAAUUUGUUUUGAUAACGCGCGUCUUCGCUGUCUCGGCUUUCGCAAAUGCAAGCAGACGUACCGAUAGGAGUCUUGCCGAUCGAUGGAUAGACAAGCCUCUGGUGUCAAUCUCAAGUUCAAGCAAGGAAAUUCCACGCGGUGAUUGUAUUCUUUUAGACUCAUAG